AUGGGCUGUUGUCAUACAACGGCAGCAUCAACAGAAAGUCAUAUCUCACUAAGCCUCUGUGAUGAAGAAAUCACAAUCAGCCAAUAUGAAGCCUCAAGUCCAUUUUCAAGCAAAUCAUCUAAACCCCUUAAGAUUGAGAAAUAUAUUUUUUGCUUGCUCAUAAAAGAAUUAAUUUUUUUAAAUAUAAAAUUUUUUUCAAUAUAAAUUAUUUUCGAUUUAAAAAGUCCUAUUUGAAAAAAUUUUAAAAACUCUCACUAUUGUAGCAAUCAUUAAUUAUGUAUAAAAAAUAUUUAUGCAAAUAUAUUCAUCUUUAAAAGCUUUUUCUUGUCAAGUAAGUAGGAUUUUCCAAUUAUUGUUCGCUUUUAAACGUGGAGAGUAAGCUCCUUACAAGUGAAUUUUUGAUGUUAGGAGAAUCCUCAUCUAUCAAUUUUUCUCAAUUUGAGCUAGCUUGUUCUCAUUUAGGGAUAAAUCCAAGGCUAUUUAUUUCUCAAUACCCCAAUUUUAUAGAAAGUUUAAAAGACAGUCCACAGACAUAUGAUAUAAAAAAAAUUAUACUUGUUUGCAUUUUAUUAGGUAAAGGGAAGCCGAGGGAAAAGUGCAAUUUAUUAUUUGAUUAUACAGAUGCGAACUCAGACGAUAUAGUCAGUGUAAAAGAUGUAGAAAAAAUGCUAACUUUUUUCUUCCUAAACCAAAAAGUAUUUUAAAAUGUAAAUUUUUAUUAAGAUUCUAGCGAAUUCUAUUAAAUUUUAAAAGGCUUUCAUUCUUUUAUAAAAUAAAUUGCCGAAUAAUACAAUAAAAAAUUAUUUUAAUAAAAAUCUAUCAUAAUGCUUUUAAAAAAUAUUCUGGUAUGAAUCUAAGAACUCAGAGAGUAAGUGAUUUAAUUGAUGCAUCUUUAAUCCUGACUCCUAUGACAGCAAUCGGUCACAAUAAAUUAUCUUUAAUUGAAAUCGAAAAUUACUGUGAAGGCCUUGUGCAAUCCAAAAGAAAAUUAAUCAAAAAAUUGAAAUAUUGCAUCAUGGGUGAAGAAAAAACCUUGGAUUCAAGUCAAUUUGAUGUAAAAAUUUUCGAUUCAGAAAUUUUGCAAAAUAUUAUUAAUCCUAAUGGUAUCAGAAUUUUACUCAAAAAUCAGCAUUUUUCUUUAUCAUCACUAGAAGAAAGCCCAAUUACUUCUGACAAUAAAAGUGAUGCAUUUUUUGGCAGGGAAAGCUCUGGAAAAGACCUAAGUCUUCAAUUAAGAAGCCUUAAUGAUGAAGGAUCUCCUAAAGAAGUACACACAGCGACUGAGUCAAUGCAAACCCCAGAAAAACCAAUGGUAAUUGAUCUGAAUUUCGGCCCAGGUCAAAAAGAAAAACUUUAUUUAUACAGAAAUGAUGAUCUCGACACCAAGGUAAAAAACUUUGCAAGAACACACAGACUUAAUAAAAAGGAGGCUGACGGACUGCUAAAUUACAUUGAAAAAAUAAGACAAGACGCUUACAAAAGCUAA
Molecule: messenger RNA, 1486 nt
Organism: Blepharisma stoltei
Lineage: Eukaryota; Ciliophora; Heterotrichea; Heterotrichida; Blepharismidae
Source: the annotation of a GenBank genome assembly